Messenger RNA from Zootermopsis nevadensis, 17194 nucleotides. RefSeq lists its product as uncharacterized. The record is from RefSeq and is a predicted model, not a curated record. NCBI's taxonomy places the organism in Eukaryota, Metazoa, Arthropoda, Insecta, Blattodea, Termopsidae.
AGAAUCUCAUAAGAUGGCUGCUGAUGUAGGUGGUAAAAUAGGGCUACGAAGCAAUUUCCAUAUACUGUGGUGAAACUAAGGCAUUACCAUAUUGACUGUAUUUCAGAUGCUUUUAAAAUGUAUUUGUAAAACAUAAUACGUGCUGCUACAGUGUCCUAAGAACGGAUAAUUUGUUUUUAGGGGCAUUUUACAUGUCAAUCGAUAUAGGAACUAUAUACUGCAGACACCAUCGUUUGCGCAGCGAACACUACCUACCGUCAACAUACGAAACUACAGGUCCCUGGAUCUAUUUCGUGAAAACCCCUUCCCAGUCCUCGUCAAAAUAGAGAAUGAAGAAGAAAAGAACGUUUUCUGCUUAUGAGUUUCUCCAGAUAUUCGUCAAAUUUGUUAAUUGUUCAACACCAAACUUGGUAGUUCACAAGUCUUCUAAGGGGCCCAUGCACAAUUGAGCCAAUCACCCCUGGGCCAGACAACAUCUUUCUGGAGGCUGCAUGUUGUGCAGGCCUGCUGCAUAUGGUUGAUAACAGAGGCCUGACAAAAAUAUGGCAGCAAACCAGAAGGAAAUAAAAAUGGGGGGAGAUGAAGGUCAGCAGGAUAAUCAACAGGACAGUUAUGAACAGAAGUUUCAGGAGAUGCAAAAAUACAUUCCAUUUUUGGAGAUGAUGAUUCAAAGAUUAGAACGCUCCAGUGACAAGUCACGGGAGGCACAGCUUCUCAAGAUGAAAAGCUUACAUUCUAUUCUUUUAAACACAAAAAGGAAGUUGAAGAUAGAAACACUGAAACGAUGUGAAGAAGUUUUACAGAAAUUGCACGAUAAAGUUGAGAAAGGUUCAUAUGCACAAGCUAAGCAUACAAACAUUAAACAUGCAGAAGAAAGAAUUAUCAACAGGAAUUCUCAGGAGAGUACAAAACCAAGCAGCUCUGAUAAUGCUGAUUUUGAAGAUGGAAGUGAUCAACACCUUGUUACAUCAUCAACAGAUGCUAGUUCUGUAACAGAUAUAAUGAAAUCACUGAAAUUGGCAGCUGCUCGUGCAAGUGGGAAAGCCGUGUCAUCCACUACCUCUUGUCCUGUAUAUAGCAGUGACCUUGAGGAUAGUAGAGAUGCACAUUCAACCACAAGUAAUUGUACGGAUAAUAUGUCUUCUUCAGAGAAAAAGAGCAAGACAUUGGAUGUUCUUGAACAGAGUCGAGAAAGACUAAAGAAAUUAAUGGAACAACAAACACCAUCAUCAUCUACAGAAGCUACUAAGAAGUCAGAUGGUUGUUUGGGAUCCCCAUCGAUGGAAUGGCAGUAUCAGGCAGAUCCACCGUGGGAGAAUCAGGCAUAUGAGGGGACUCCAAAAUAUUCAUACCCAAGUGAACCUGAAGAGAGUAGCAGCAAUACAAAGCCUGUAAAGGACAUCUCAUCAAGUGAAGGACCACAGGAUGAUGAUGAGUUAUGUACUGGAUGGAGCGAUUAUAAAUCACCCACCAAAUAUGUAUGGUCUCCUGAUAGUAACCGACACUUGAACACAAUUCCAAAUAAACCACCACUGAGUCCAACAGGUUUUCAUAGUGUACCUCCCAGUCUCCAUUCACCAAGAAGUCCACUUAUGCAACAAUCAUUUGCUACAAACAGUAGUAGCCCAAUGUGCAAGUCUCCUAUUAAAAGAUCUGUUCAGAAAAGUCCAACUUUAUGCAAUGUUCUUAAACAUCCGCCAGCUUUAGGAACUAAGCCUUUAUCUGAUGCUGACAUUGAGGAGCUUCUGGAAGACACGAGCAGGAGUGAAUUGGAACUAGAAAAGAAGGAGGAGUCUGCACAUAUGAGCCUAAGGGCCAAAUUGGAGCAGGAGAUACAGCAAGUUCAUAGAGUUGGUGUUAGCAAAGGAGGUGCUUUGAGAAGUUUGGUUCAAAAAGAUGAUAAACUCAAAUCACCAGUUAGAAAUAUACUGGAUAUGAUGAAACCAAACUCUGAGCUAAAAAAAGACAAAUCUCUCACAAAUCGUCUACAGCUUUCUAGCAAAUUAGAUUCUGCAGUAGGAAGUUUCAUAAAAUCAAAUGAAAAAGAGAAGGGAAAUGACAUGGGUCAGAACAGACAAAGUGCUGGAAGUAAUAUUGCAGAAAAGGAUGACAAAAGUUUUGGGAUUGUUAAAGAUACAUCAUCAAAGCCCACUAUUAAAGAUAAGAAACCAACAGAUCCUAGAAGACGUGCAAGCGUCAGUCCCCGACGAGAGGACAGUUUCCAGAAUACUCUGUGGGAAGAUUUACAUUCUCCUGCAGAAGGAGAAAAUAGUGAUUCGUGUAUAAGCCUUAGCGCUGAUCUCAAAUCAAAUUAUGAUGAUCCUAGAUCCAUUAAUAGAGACUUGUCUGUUCUUGAUAAGUUUCAAGGAACUACAAAGAAGGAAAGUGGUGGUAUAUUGUCAAGUUUGAGUAAAGAGGAAUUACAAAAGAUUGUGGAAGACAAUCUUCGUAACCUCCCUUCUCCUCCUCCAAACACAAAAGAAAUACUUGAAAAUGUUGGUGUGAAUAGUUCUGCUGUCAUUAAACCUGCAAGGCAGCAACCUACAGAUUUGCAGUCUCCAGUUUCCUCACCAAAGGAUUGUAAUCAGUCUGGUUUAAUGUCUCCUCUUCAUAGUUCACAGUAUGGUUCACAGGCAGAGUCACACCUUGCAAUAGGAAGAAAUUCUAUGUCUUCUAGCUCUUCUGGUGUUCCAAGACCUGAAGACCGUAGACCACUUUUACCAACUCCCAAUCUACCGCAUGAUCCAAGGAUUCUUUCUCGUAACUUAAACCAAGGUCGUAGAUGUUCCAGAGACAACCAAGGCCCUCUUUCCAAUAUUCAUGAUCCAAGACUGAACACUUCUAGUUAUCCACAUCUUGAUAAUUACAGGAGUGGUAUUUUGCCACAAUCUCCACUUGAUCAGUACAUGAGACCAGUUUCUAAUGCUUACCAUCAGGGCUCACGUACACUGUUUCACACAAGUCAGACACCACAUUUACAGUCACAUGCAAGAUGGACAGGGUCUCAAUGUUAUGGAGUUUUAUCACACAGUUCCCCAAGGCCACCUGAUGAAAGUUUUGUGCAUCAUGGAGACAGUUUUCUCCAGCGUGGGCCUAAUAAUAUGAGAUUCCAGUGUCCACCUCUUUCCUCCCAACAUGAAUUCAGUCCAUUUCAAGGGCAGAUUCGUCCAUUACGUGACACGUUUUCUGUCAGUCAGCAGCAGCAGCAGCAACAUCCACCUUGGCAAUCACCACCUUCCUCACAAGGUUGUUACAGAGGUGGGUCUUCAGCAAAUUAUCCUUCAUUUGUGAGAUCUGUUGGACAGCCAGUUCAGCAUCAUGGGAACAGUUCACAUAAUGUUGGUAAAAUUCCAGUUGGUGUCCCUAGGAUGUCUAAUUCUCAUUUCACUGGACACAGGUCACCAGUGCCACCUCAGAGUAUGUCAGCUGCUAGUGUUCAUGGUUCUGGAGGACCUGGAACACUUGGUCGUGCUCAGAGUGUGGACGGCAGAAUCGGAAAUACACUUUCUGAAAGAGAUCCUAGAAGAAGAAGCAUAGAAGAACCUGAAAAGAGGGAUUGUAAUUUAAAGAGUAAUAGAGACAUGAAGAUUUCUUCCAGUUCAAGAAGUCCAAAUUAUGGAUCAGGUCCUGAACGAAUAACCGACAGGCACAGUUCAAAUGAAAGGAGAAGAGAUUCUGAAUCUAAAAGGUUUGAAUCCAGUAGUAGCAAUAGAAGAAGAAACUCACCUGAGCCUAAUAAACCAAAGGAAACAGAACUGGUUUCUCCAUUAAAUAGUCUGUAUGAUGUUACAACUGUUCCAAAGACAGGGAAAGGUUAUGGUUUCCAAAAGUUCAGAAUACCAAAAAUAAAACGCCCCCCUUCACCUCCAAAAUCGAAAUCACCCCCACCUCCAAAGGCAAAAUCGCCUCCACCAAAACUGGAAUCAUCUUCAUGCACUGUAAGUGACACCAAAGAAAAAGUUGAAGUGGUUAAGCCCACUGAUGAGACACCAGUGACUCAAAAUGAAAAUCAACAGGCAAACAUGAAAGAUGAUGAUGUGUGUAGUAUUGAUAGAACUGAUGAUGACAGAGUUGUAAUGUCUGUAAUUUCCAAGAACAAUGAAAGUACUUCAUCAGAAAAGACUUCUGAUACAGAAACUCCAAAAACAAGUUCAGGGUCUAGAUCAAAGGAUGGAGUCACGCAAGAAUGGAUUGAGGCAUUAAUAAGAAAGUCUAUUGAAACUGGUGAGGGUAAGAAAUUUGUUGAACAAGCUAAGGUGUUGGAGAAACUAGGAGAAAGUUUAAAGGGGAAGAAAUUGAGAAAGAUAAAACAAAUACUGGAAUCAGACUCAGAUUCAGGGUCCAAUGACAACACUUCAGAAUUUUCUAAGAAGAAUGAGAAUACAUGCUUAAAUGAGGAAGACCAGAAGAUGGAAGAGAAAGGAAAGCUGUUGAAUAAAGAAGAAAUAUCAGUAGAACUGAAGAAGUCUAAAUAUCGAAGGUUAAUUUUAUCUGAUGAUGAUCAGAGUUCAGACAAUGAAACACUUGAUUCCAAAUUGAAGAAGAUUUUAGAGGUUGACAGACAGUUGAGUACUUCAGAGGAUAACCACAAGGUGGAGGAGGUUGAAAGCAGUAAAGUAGAUGAACAGAAAAAGCAAACUGCCUCAAGUGAUGAAGCAAAGCCUGCAAGGAAGUAUUCAAAGAGACGUUCUGCUCUUGAGCUUUUGCAAGAAGACAUCCGAGAUAUGUUUAUUUGUGAGGGAGUUGUAACAGCAACAGGUCAUCGAAUGUGCCGCUUGCUUAAGGAAACUCCUCCUGGAAUGACAGUUGAUGAAAUAUCCAAAUCCACUAUCAAAAGAACAGAAGAUGAAGUGUCUACCACAGCAGAAGAAUCAGAUGGGUCAUCUGUUAUUGGUAAGAGACGACCAAGGAAAUUGCCAAGAGAAAAGGGUUUAGAGAAGAAAGGUAAGGAAGAAAAAGUGGACAAAAAACAAAGAGCUAAAAUGACCAUGAAGGAUGAAGAGGAAGAAUGUAGUUUUGAGAAAGGAUGUGGUGAUAUUUCAAAUGAAAUGGAUGAAAAAAUGACAAACAGCAGGGUAAAGAAGAAAGAUGAUGGCCUUAUUUAUGAAACUGGAGAUAGUUCUGGUUUUCCUUGCACAAAAUCUAAUAAGAAAUGUGGAAAGUCCAAGUGGAAAGGUUAUGUUAUAGAAGAAAGUGAAGACUCGGGUGAAGAAACUGCUGUUGAUAAAGUAAGGAAUAGCAAGAAAAGCACAGGAGAGAGAGAGGAAUCAGAGUCCUGUGAUAAAUCAGUAGAGCAAUCAUGUUCACAUCCCGGCAUAAGAACAAGGUCAAAAUUAAGUCAUGCUGAUGAAAGUGAAACCUCAAAUUCAGAACGUGGAAGGCGAACACGUUCUCCAAGAGUAAUACUUGAAAAGACUGAUAUCACAAAACUGAAUCUUAUGUCUUCAUCACCACGAACAAAGUAUUUUGAGGAUAGUUCAUCUGAUGAAUCAGUAAUGGAAGACAGUACUUCAUCUCCUGUGAGCAGUGGUAAGUCCAAAUUUAAAGCAGCACAAAAACCAAGAUGUAAUGUUAAAUAUACGUGUUUUAAAAGGAAGCGUGGUAGGCCUAAAAAAGGAGAAAAGAAGCAAGCAAAGAUAGAAAGAAUUGAUGAAGUCUCUACUGAUGUUGAGAGUAUAGUAUCAGAUCAGUCAUCUGUAGCAAGUACUUUGUCUCAUCGAACAAACUGGUGUAAUAUGUUUACUCCUAUUGGCUUCACAUUUCGAAGGAAAUGUAAUAGAAAAAGGUCGAAACUUCUGGGAAAGAAAAUUGAUGACAUCAUUAACAGGCUAACUAAAGUUGCUGAUGGUUUCAAAACAGGUGAUGCUACAGUGAACACCCCAAGCACGGAAGAGAAGCUGUGUGAGCUGGGUACAGUAGACUCUUCUGUGGGAAAAGCAGUUGCAGAAAUUGCAAAUGUUGUAGUUAAUUUAAAAGAGAGUAUUAUUCAAAGUGAAGAUCGUUCAAAGCCUGCUACCAGCAGUUUUAAUGUACCUGUUGUUGAGCCUAAAAUUGCAACUGAAAUUACUAUAGUUCCCAGCGUUACUAAGAGAAGGAACUCACGAAUUAUGUUGAACCUGGUAAGAAAAUCUGGUAUACAGAGAAAAGUUAAGAAAAAGAAAGCAAAGUGGCAAUUAGGUAUUAUUAAUAAUCAUGCUAAGAAGAAAGGUGGCCCUAGGUUUGUAUCAGAGGUUGGAAUGAAAUAUGUCGCUUGCAAUGUUACAUGUGAGAAAGAAGUGGAUGGCCCUAGUGAAGUAGUUCAUAGUAGUAAACUUCUUAUUGAUGAAUGUAGUGGUACUGAAAAUGGUGAAAGUGAAGUGUCCAUAAAUGAAGGUAAGGAAGAAAGAGAUAUGCUGUUAAGCAGCAGACAAAACAUAACAGUAAACAGUGAUGAUAAAUUAUGUCAUAACAUUGAAAUGAAACAGAUCAGUGAGACAGAGGAUAACAAGAUGCAUCAUAAGAAGGAUAUUUUAGAAACGAGCAACAUUUGUACAAACAAGUUAGAUGAGAUGGUGACUUGUUCAGAUUCAGAAAAAUAUUUGGCCAAAAGGGAUAAAUUGUCUACAAUUCCUGAUCGAAGCUAUGCUUUGGAUGGGAGUGCUAGGUAUGCCUGUAAACUGUGUCCAGCACAGUGUAAAGGUAUUGUGACUCAUUAUAGAAACAGUCAUCCAGAUUCUGAAGUUCUCAUUUCACGUCUUCCUGAAGAAAAGGCUACUCGAGCAAUUUCUGAAGCACUAGAAAGUAAGUACAUAGAAGAAGAAGAAGAAGAAGAGGAUGGUAAUGUUAAAACUGGAAAGAAGAAGAAGAAGAAACAAGCAGGUGAAUUUGUUUGUCGAAUAUGUGAUCAUGUUGCCACAUUUCCACUCAAUUUCUAUGACCAUCUUAGCUCACACACUGGGGAAUAUCGAUUUCAGUGUGGUAAAUGUUCUUUUGAAGCAUGUACAAAACACUCUGUUAAAGGACAUUCUUAUUAUCAUCACCCAGAACUGAAAGGUGUCAAGAAAAUUAGUGCUACUGUUCUUACUCCAGGACCACCUAACAAUGCUAAAUUUGUGUUUGGCUAUCUUUGUUCAUCAUGUAAUUAUGUUCAGUUAUUAAAGCAGAACAUUGAAAAACACAUUUCUUUGAGGCAUCCUUCAGAAGACAAUGCCAGGUUAAUAUGCAUUAACAUGUCCAAGAUGAAGAGUCAAAAUGAUACUGCAGAAGGUACAGAAUCAAAAGAUGUGUGUACAGAUGUAGAUACAAAUGAAUCCAAUGGUUCUGUCACUUACAAAUUACCUUUGGUUGCUAAAAAGGAUGAUGGUGAUGUGUGUAAUGUUGCAUUACCAGUAACAAACAAUGAAAUGAUUCCAGAAGAAGACAUUAAAAGGCCAGGCUCCAUCGUGACAGGGCAGAAGCCAGAAGCAGAACAUAUUGAUAUGACUUCUAAGCCCUGUGAGGCAUUAGAUGAAGGCAGCAUGAAGAAAGAACAGGAAUCAGAAAUUGAACCAUUACAAGGUGUUUGUCAAACACAUACUGAGAACACUGUUGUUUCUUCUUGCAUACAGAUACCCGAAAGACCUGAAGUAAUUGCAGUAGAUGAAGAUCCAGGUACAAUUUCUCAAGAACUAUCUGCAGUGAAUUCUGUUGGUAUGACUGCAGGGGCUGGUGGAGUUAAAUCAUCGGAUGAGGUAACAAAGGAAGACUUAAUGGAUACAGAAAAUAUACAUUUGAAACAGAAUGUUGAUGAUACUGGAAAGAAUGAUACUGAAAAUACAGUCACUGCAUCGUCAUUAUCAGUAGUUGAAGAAGCAGUAAAGGAAGUUGACCUUAAGGCAUUUGUAUGCUGUGAUGAUUUGGAAGAAGAGAAUUCUGUUAUUCAAAAGGAAAGGUUAAAGAAAAUGCAGGAAAUAGCUAAAAAUCUGAAGGACAGUCAUCCAAAAUUUCUUCAGUCAAACCGUAGUUCAAUAUUAGAUCAGUUAUCUGAUAAACUAAAAACAUGUUUAAAAAGCAAAUCAAUUGAAGCCACAAUGGAAGAAAUAAAUGAUAAGGCUGUGGAUUCUGUGACACACAAUAAAGUUUUAGAAAGUAAGGAAAGUAAAUCUGAAGGAGAGAAAUCAGCAGAUGUGUCAACGUUGAUAGACGAGAAACGAGCUAUUGAAGCUGCACAGGCUGUUCAAAACUUGUUGAGAGCCGAAAAAGAGACGAUUGAUGAUAAGCAAUCUAAUGUCAUUGGUCAGAAAGUUACUGAAUCACAAAGUGGAAGUAAAAGUGGAAGGAAUAAUAAGCCAUGCACUGGUGAUUCAACAGAGCGGAGGAUAACUCGGUCUUUUAGUAGGAAUGAAGAUGAUGUUGAAACUGUUGAUGAAUCUUCUUCUGACAUCAGCUUCGGAUUUGAGGGUGAAGAUAAUGAGGAUGUAGUGGAAUCAGAAUCUCAGAUCCCUGAUAAUCUUUUGAAUGAUACCCUUUCUGCUUUGAAGGAUGUUUGUCCAAGGAAAUCAACAAGUAGAAUGUUUGACAUUAUUGAGCGUCUUGCGUCGAAAGUUGUUCCAAAUACAGAGCCUGGAGACCUGAGCGAACAUGUGGCUGAGAUAGAUAAUCAAGAACUUAGCAGUAGCGUGAUUGCCGGUGAGCAUGUUCGUUCAAAUAAGGUCGGUAAAAUGAAGACAAAUGAGGCGGAUUGUUUGAAAAUUAUUGCCAACAAGAAAUUAAGUGCAAUUGGGAAACCUCCUCCAUUAAUUUCACUUGGGGCUAAGGGAAGGAAUAUGCUUCAAGUUACUAGUGGCAUAGGGAGUGAAGGAUCAGACUCAUCAGUACGUGUUGGUCCUUUGGAAGUGAAACGCUUCAGUGAAGGGUUACUGUAUUCCUGUUGCAUUCGUGGAUGCAUCUUUGCGUCAACAAAUCGCACACAUUUUGCAAACCACAUUGAGAAUACUCAUAGAGUUUGCCGUUGGGAUGGGUCAUGCAAGGCGUGUAAUAUUGAUCCCAGAGAUCAGUAUUUCAAAUUGUCAUAUGCUUUGCACCAUCUUAUCAGAUUCCAUCUCGUUGCUGACCUCACAGCUUCUAGUGCAGUAAGUGGUAAUGGACAUUAUAUUUCUAUAUUGUCAACAGAAAAGACUUAUGCUAGAGAAAGGGAAGUGUCAGAAGAAGAGACAUGUAAGGGAAAUAGAGAAAUGUCAAUAGAAAGGAUUCCUCUUGAACAAGGGGCAGUGUUAACAAAGAAUACUUUUGUUGGAGGAGCAGAAAAGUCUAUUAGCAGUGAAGGAGUUACUGAGUGCUCUGCACCUAGGAAGUUUAUCCGUUUGCGGAGGUUAAGUGGAGACCUUCUUUCCAUCCCAAAACCAGCAGAAGAUCCUGUCAUAACAGAUGUCCAGCAACAAGGCAUCAAUCAAGAUGAUACAGAAGUUAACCAAUUAUUUAAUGAAGUCCUUGGGGAGGAAAUGACUAAUAAUGAAGAAGACUGUGGUCCAUUUCUCAGGAUAGAGAGUGUCGUCAGUCUGAAUCCAGAUGCUAUGGGUUCAGAGGAUGUGAAUGACAUUCUAAGGGCGGUUGAAGAUCCUCAGAAUUCUUCUAAAUCAUCAGAGAACUCUGACUCUGGGAACAGCAGUAAUGUAUCGUCUUCUUCAAACAACAUGUAUUCCAUUCCUGGUACUUCCUGUGCUAUUUCUGUAACAGCUGCCAUGACUACAUCUGUUAUUGAGAGUUCUGUGCCAUUCAUUACUACUUCAGUAUCCUCCACAAGUGUUGAACAGACUUCUUCACCAGAUGUACAGUUGUUAACAUCAUCUCCACUGCCUCUUUCAGUAUUGAGAGGAAAAGGUCCACGCCCUCAAGGCACAAUGCACAUGAUUCCUAUAAAUCCCUUGUCAAAGUCUUCAACCAUUACAAUACUUCCGUCAUUACAACAACUCUCUCCCAUGAAGUUUAAUAAUGUACAGUUGUCACCAGUAAAAUUAUCCAGCUGCAAACCUUCUGACAUAGCCCCUAAACCCAGUGUUUCAACAAACAUACCUCAUUCACUUGUGUGUCUCGCUCAGAUUACGAGACCAACGAAUUCUAAAGUGACUGUUGCCAAAGAGAGGCUUUCAGCUGGAGUGUUAGGAGGAGGGGUAUGGUGUAAUCAGCUUUUACCUAAUAUAUUACCAAAGGGAACCUUUGUCCGUCUAGAAAUUAAAGAUAAUCAGGUUAAAACAAAAUCACCUGUGAUGUUGACUACCAAAUCUCAGGCUCCUGUAAUGGUGAAUAUGAAAACUAUGCCUUCUUUGACCAUGACUACAAAAACUACGUCUGUAGCAAAGGCUCCGAUAUCUUCAACAUCAGUCAAGAAAAGAUUGGAAAUACAGGUUCCAUCUGCUAAGAUACUACAAAAAGCAAAGCCCUCUUUUGACUUUUCUCCUCCCUCAGCUUCCAUCACACCAGCCAGUAAUACAGUCCUGUCAACAGUGGUCUCAAAGAGUAAACUUCCUCACAAGUCAGCUAUAGCACCAUCAUAUGCAAAAGCUUCCAAAGUGCCAAUAGUAUACCAAAGGAUGAUAAAGCCUAUUAAGCUGCGACAUUUAUACAAAUGCAUGUCAAGGUUGUGCUCGUACACAACAGACUUUGCGGAGAGUUUCACUAAACAUUAUUAUGAACAUGAGGAUCAGGCGGGUCAGAGGACAUCAUCAGAGAAGAGGAAGGGAAGACCACCUGCAGUAAAGUUAUCUGAUUGGCAGCAGUGUGCUUAUUGUUGUGUCAUGCACAUAUCUAUGUCAGAUCUACUAGAACACAUUCAGACAGAGCAUGGACACUGCCUGUACCAGUGUGCAUAUUGUUUCUAUCGGGCCAUAUCAAAGUCCUAUAUCGUCCUUCAUCAGAACACAAGCCAUACCAGUGAGCACGUAGCUGUUCUCAUGUGCAAAAAAAUUAGAAAUCUUCCCAACCCAGUGAAUCUGGCAAAACCUCGAUCCUCUGUAGUUGUGCCAUACAUCUGUGAACAAGGCAACUGUGGUGCUGUAUUCUACAUUUCAGAUCAUUUUUUGUACCAUUUGGAGAAGGAACAUUCUCAGCUUGCCAUCUAUUCAUGUCACAUAUGCGAGAGUAAAAGUUUCAAGUCUGAUCGUCUCCUAGCUCAUUACAAAUUGCAUUCAUGUUGUUUCUAUCAGUGCUUAUAUUGUCUUCAUGGCACUGACACCAAAGAAGAAAUGCAUCACCAUUUAUGUAAUUUCCAUUCAAAUCAGUUGGCUAAGGUGAUAAUUCGAUCUUCAAGCAUUAGUAAGCUUAUUGCAUUACGUGGAAAGCAGAAUAAUGAGGACUUGCUUAAUGCUUUAGAUCUUGUUGACCUGGAUGAAGGCUUAUCAGAUGAUGGUUUAUUAAUAUUACCACCACCAGAUAUGGAACUUACUUCUGAAGAUCCUUCUCUGUCUUCGAAUGUUAAAUGUUCUGAACUAGAUGAACAUUAUAUAAAUGAAAACUUAAAUGUAAAUACCGGGAUGACCCCCAAGGAAACAUCUUUGGAUAAUGGAGCUAUGAAUGCAGUGUCAGCCAUUUCUUCCGUACUGCACAGUCCCCCUACUGAAUUGCUUCUAACCGAGUUGAGCAGGAAGGGAAGUAACAAACUCGAUAGUGCAAGUAUGGUGAAAACUUCUAAGUGUGGUGGUAAUGAUGCUAAGUCACAAAAUUCCAAUCCUUCUACAAAGAAGAGUGAUGAGAAAACUGAUGAUGAUGUUGUUGUUAUUGAUGAUGAUGAGGGAAAUGAUGACAUAUCACAUACCCAGCCAAUAUCUCAACAAAAUUCUUGUUUUCUGGGUUCUAAUACAAUCUCAGAAAUUGUGUGUUUGCAGUCCAAUGGAACACAUCCUUCUCAGUCAGAUUCUGAUAUUGAGUGCUUGGAAGAACAUGGUAAAUCACAGGAAGGUAAAAAAUUGAAUGACACCCAAGAUUCUGAUGUAGUAGUUCUGGACACACCUACUGAAACUGUGGGUCAGGUUACAGAUGCAGUGGGCAAGCAUUCGGCCACACAGGAAAAUACACAUUUGUUCCUCCAUGAACCUCUGGUGACUGUAAAACAUCGUAAUCCCAAAACAACAGCUGCUAUUGAAGCAGCUGUUGACCCGUUGAGCUUUGAAUUGCCUCAGAACGCUCUAAUCACACAAAACAAAGAUGAAUCCCCAAGUAUAACUUCUUCACUGCAAAAUAUAUCCAGCAUUUCAGUUCCUGCAGAGAAUCCUGGUUUAGAUUCUAAGAAUGCAAACAGCGUGUUCAGCACUGUAGAGGCUAAUCAGAAUGAGUCAGGUGUUGUAGGAGUGGAACACAUUGAGGACGCGGGAUUGUCUGGUUCCAUGUUAUACCAGUGUGGUUACGUUACAUGCACUUUCUCAGCUGAAAAUUCAUCACUGUUGAAAGAUCACUUAUUGGUUUGUGAUCUAGCAAGAGCUUCAUCUAGCUUGACAUGUGUCCAUUGCAAGAAACCGUUCAAAUAUGUGAGUUCUUUGCUUGAACACUUACGUACACAUGGUACCAGGCGCAUUGGUUGUGCACUGUGUUCUUUCCGGGCACCUGUACCACAUCAAGUGGUCAAACAUCUGAAGCAAAGGCACCGUGUUGGCAGUACCAGAGUUGUCCCUCUUGACCCUCUGAGAACAGACCCAGAAACAGCAGUGUUUGUAGUGUUCCCAAAGGAGAAAGGUAAAGGUGGACGCAGUGGUAAAGGUAGUGGAAAGGAUACACAUGAUGUGCGCAACAAGUUGGUAUUCCUACCAGAAGAAUUAGAGUUACUUCCACGUCAGGCAAUUUAUACACGACCUGUGCGUUGUGCCACAUGUUCAUAUACUACCAAAGUUCGCAGCAAUAUGGCACGUCACCUGCAUCUUCACCUGACAAGCAGUACUGUCCCAGAUGUGGUGCCACCUAACACUGCACCAGUGAACCCUGUGCCAUGUCUUGAGAAGAAGGAAAUGAUGUUUGAUAAAAUGACGAAUCUGGCUGCUAGUUCUCAUAUAGCUGCUGGUUCUAAAGUGUCAGAGACACCAUCAGGGAGCCUAACACUAACAGAGGAACUACAAGCAAAAUUACCUAGGUUUGUGCCUGAACACCAACGAUAUGUGUGUGGGGCUCCAGGAUGCAACUACCUUACUUGCGAUGAGACCAUGUUACGUUACCAUCUACGAGCACUCCACUUUGAUGAGACGGCAUAUCGGUGUCCUCACUGUCCUGAGUCAGCCCUGCAGGAGAAUGCGGCUCAAAUAGUGUCCAUUGAGCGCAUGGGCGCUCACUUGAAGAUGCAUGACAGUCGUCUUUACAAGUGUCUUCACUGCAUGUACUACCACUUCCAACGUUAUGUAGUGGAGAGACAUCUUGCUGACAAACAUCCAGAAAAACGACCAUUUGUUCACAUAGUUAGAGAACCAGAGAUGGAGUCAAGCAGUGGCAAGACUGAAACAGUUGCCAGCACAUCACUUGAAGGAGGAGGAAGUUCAAGUGAUGCUGGAACUGUGAAGAAUCCUUGGCAUUGUGGCCUCUGUAAAUUCCACUGCUCAACACGAUCUGAAGUGCUGGAACAUACUUGGAACUUUCAUGGGCUGAAGAGUCAGUUUAAAUGUGGGCUCUGUAGUUAUCGGUCAUCCUCUAAGUGCAGUUUUGACAAUCACUUUGCAUCCAAGCAUCCAGCUGUAGGAAAUGUGGAGCUCAUCCAUGUAUAUCGCAAGGUGGAUGGUCCUCAAACACCCCAGUCACCAGCAGCAAAGAGUGGAUUAUCACUGGACACAGGUUUAUUUGACACAACACCUCUGUGGCGUAGAGACAUGCAACGUGUAAGGCAUAUCCGUGGUAUAUUGCUGGAAGAAGAAGGUGACGUUCCCAAACCUGACAUUGUCCGCAGGACAAGUGUUGAAGUUGGAGAGAUGGAAGAGAAAGAGGGGAAGUUUGGUCCUUAUGGAAGACCUGUAGGAGGGAACCUAUAUUUCUGUACACUCUGCAACAAAUACCGCACAAAGUUCAAAGCGGACUUCAGAGACCAUCUCUACAGGGAACUUAAGUAUCACAAAUGGGUGUGUACACACUGCAGCCUGAUGUCUUGCAACAGAAGUUCCCUGCAGAAACACUCUUCCAAGGUCCAUGAGAGAGACAGAAAACCUGAAGCCAUUGCUCCUCUUACACCAAAUAAAGAAAUUGAGGAAUGGGUUGAGAAAGUGAUAAGCACUCAGUUUGGAUUGAUGAGAGCAGAUCAACAGGCAGCAUUAGCUGAAGCAUCAAAUUCUUCUUGUAAAACAUUUAAUCCUAUUCCUGAAAAUGUGCCCCAGCCAGGUCCUAGCGGGUUGUCUGGUAGAGCUAGCAAAACAGAGCACAGCAUAACAGGUUCAGAUGUAAAGUUUUCCCUUGUGGAAAAAGAAGACAUAAAUUCCAUUGGCAGCACAAGUAGUGACAGUGACAUUGGCACUUCAAAGAAGAAAGUGCCUGGGCUACGAGAUGCAGCAGACAGUAUAAAGGUGCCCAAUAAGACUGCCACUUCACUCAUCCCAGUGGACAGUAAUGCAUGUGACAGUGACAGUUCUCCAUACAUCAGAAUGAAAGCAACUAAAGAUGAUCUGAAAUUGUUGAGGUUCCCAUGCAAACAUUGUAACAUGAAGUUUGCUUUGAUCCGUGGUCUGAAGCUGCACAUUCGUCAUAGUCACCUCAAGCUGUCAAUUUGGACAUGUGGACACUGUGGGUAUGUUGCAAAUUCAGAGGAGAGCGUGCUUAAUCACAACAAGGUCGAUCAUCCUGACCUGCCUCCAAGAUCUUCACCACAUACAAAAGGCUCUUGUGUCAAGUUGGAUGAUGAAUUCUGGCAGCGGGAAUAUGGUUUGGGGCCGGGUUCAGAAUCAAAGUAUCUUAACAUGCCUUUCACAGCUGCAUCUUCUUCGGCUAGUUCUUCCCUGUUAGGUAGUCCUCUAAAGAAGCGACAGAGAAUUGCCAAUUCACCUGAUGAAUCAGAAGGUAGUUCUUCAUCUUCAUUGCCAUCUGCUGACCAAAGUUUUAAUACGUGUUUGUAUUGUGAUUAUUGUUGUCGUAGUGCAAGUGACUUAAAAUACCAUAUGAUGCGCCAUUGGGUGCAGAAACCUUUCAAAUGUGGUUACUGUGAUUUUGAAGGGGUCAGAGAGUAUGAAAUAAAGAAACAUUCAGCUAAAAUUCAUCCAUUAAAAAAGUUGCGUGUUAUAGAAAAACCUAUUCCAAGUCAACCAGAUAUUCGUCCAUUGCAACGUAACAGACGUUCUAAACCUGACAUUUCUGAACCUAGUGAUGAUUCAGAGGAUAUCGAUGUUGUAUCUACAGUAAAUAAAGUUGAAGAAGAACAGCAGAACACCACUCCACUUCCAAAUAUCUUCUGCUGUUUCUAUUGCCCUCAGCGUGGAACAUCAGUAGUGAGUAUACAUCAGCAUUGGCAAGAAAAGCAUAAGAAUAAGCUGAUAGGUCCAAGUGGGCUGAUCAGGCAAGGUCUGCCAUUCAAGUACAAAGAGGUCAACAUGAAGCAGUUCCUAAAGGGUCAAAAUGGGGCUGCAGGUAGGAGACCGGCUCUCCAGUGUUCAUACUGCAAAGUACGAGGAACAUUAGCUAUGUUACAGGCACACCAAAAGUCUGUACAUCCAGAGAAACCAUUCCAAGUUAAUCAAGCCACUUUCACACGUUACGAAUGUGCUGAGUGUCACUUUUCUGUGUUCACAGUGAACACAUUAAAAAAACAUUUUGAUAUGGAUCAUGCAGGAAAGGAUUUAAGAUAUCUCGUUAGAUCCUCAAAGGCAAAUUUCACAUCAGAUUUAAAAGGCAAGGAUUUACUUGUUGCAAACAUAUCUUCAGCUAGUUCAAUUUUGCCUACUCCUGCACCUGUGGUCACAGCUAAAUACAUGUGUUUGUGGUGUAAAGAGACUUGUGACUCUGAAGAUAUAAUCCAAGUUCAUCAUGCCAUGUGCCAUUCACAUCUGCAGCUCAGGUACAGUGUAGAGAAAAGUAGCACUCCCACUGUGACUGCCAAGAAAUACAGUUGUCUCAUUUGCACAUUUACCUCUGACAAUAGCCAAAGCAUGUCUGAACAUGUUCAGCAACAUGCGAGACCUUACAAGUAUGCUUUCUCUUCUAAAACAUUGGAGUCCAGUCAGGUUUGUAAUGAAGAUGAUGUCCAUCUGGAGAAAAAGUGUAAAGUUGUCCAUGUUGAAGAUGCAGAAAAAGAAUUAGAAAAGUUGAGGUCUGAUAUUGGUGUUCGUGUAGGAGGGGAGUGUGGAAUGAAGCGUGAGUCUGAAGCUUGUGAUGCUUCGUCCAGUCCCAAAAGACUUUGUGUUGCCCGUAAAUCCACAACAUUGUUUCCUCGUGUUGGAAAAUUUCAUGCAGUAGCUCGUAAAUCAACCAAUCCCCUGCUUUCACAGACAACCAAGAUGGCAGUGUUAUCCUCAUGUUGUGAUGUGGAACAAGAGGACACAAGCACUCCCAGCAGCCGAUGUGAGUCGCCUCUUAUCAGUUCUGAGUUUUCAUAUUAUGGAUGUCGCCCAGCCCCUGUUGAUACAAACCGUAUCACAGCAUCUGUAAAGCUACGAAACAAUCUUGGUGUAAACAUGAAUGUGAGUUUGGCAACUAUGGAACGAUUUACCAAUAUGUAUCCAGUUGUUAAAGUGAAAGAUUUAAAAUAUGAGAAAUGGGGUUUUCUUUGACAUUUUGGAGAUGAAAAAUGUGCUAGUAGCUUGUGGAUGAGUUGGCUUGAUCAUAAUUACUUCAUGUAAUUUUGUUUUCCAACGUAUUCCAGUACACCAGUAAUAUAAAUGUUAUUUUUGUAUUGAAUGUAAAGCUGGUAGAAAUAAGAUUAGCUCACUAUUAAGAGCAGAGACAAAUAUGCUUUUAAUUCAUGGAUAAAUGUAGUUAGUACCAGUAUUUUAAAUUAUUAAAUUAAUGUGUGAUUUCUGUUCUUACAUGCACAGACACAUUAUAAGCUUUUGUUUUGUUAAAUGUUGAUGCAUAUAACAUUGUCACAUUUCUUUCACUGCCAUUCCUAAUUAUUUCUCAGUUACACAAUAGCAAUUUGGGAUGCUGCGUGUUCCAAGUGAUGAAAGACUGAACUAGUGUGAAAGUUAAAUUUAUUUCUGACAAUGGUAAAUGUUUUCUUUUUCCAGAUAUAUUAUAAGUGUUUCUGUAAAUAAGGUUGUAGAGUUAAUAAACACGUUUGAAAUUUUGUAAA